AUGGGGAAGAACUCAUUGCCGCCGGGGUUCCGAUUUCAUCCUACGGAUGUCGAGUUGGUCAUGUACUAUUUGAAGAGAAAAGUAAUGGGGAAGAAGAUAUCCUUCAGUGCCAUUGCCGAAGUAGAUAUAUACAAAUAUGCUCCUUGGGGCUUACCCGAUCUCUCUUGUUUGAAGACUGGGGAUUUGAAGUGGUUCUUCUAUUGCCCUGUUGAGAAGAAAGGGACCAGGUUCAAUCGUGCAACUACAGACGGUUAUUGGAAAACUACAGGGAGGGAUAGGCUUGUGAAGCAAAACAGGGAGGCUGUGGGUUCAAUUAAGACUCUGGUUUUCCAUCGAGGGAAAGCACCACGAGGCGAGAGAACAGAUUGGCUGAUCCACGAGUACAGGCUCAAGGAGAAAGACGACGGUUACGUGCUCUGUGUCCUAUUCAACAAGGAUGGUAAGGGCCCAAAAAAUGGUGCUCAAUAUGGUGCACCAUUCAAAGAGGACGAUUGGACUGACGACGACGACUCUCCUUCCCCUGUCUCUGUCCCAGAAGCUGCUGAUGGCGGUACCUCUUAUUUCACUGACGAUUUAUCUGCUGAUCCGACCACAUCGGACUGUCCUCAAAUUCCCCCGGUUGCUGAUGCUAUGGUGGAGGAGAUUUCAUGCGGCGAUGAUGAGGAGUUUUCAUUGAUGGUUACAUCAUUCGUAGAUGAUGUCAACCCUUCCCAAUAUUCUUUGUAA
Hibiscus syriacus is the source of this 726-nucleotide messenger RNA. Its product is annotated as NAC domain-containing protein 82-like. Gene Ontology annotation, molecular function: DNA binding. The record is from RefSeq and is a predicted model, not a curated record. Lineage: Eukaryota; Viridiplantae; Streptophyta; Magnoliopsida; Malvales; Malvaceae. The coding region runs from base 1 to 726 and encodes 241 amino acids. Gene Ontology annotation, biological process: regulation of DNA-templated transcription. The transcript has a single exon.